Aspergillus puulaauensis is the source of this 1476-nucleotide messenger RNA. It is a transcript of the gene GPI3, whose product is annotated as phosphatidylinositol N-acetylglucosaminyltransferase subunit A/GPI3. Lineage: Eukaryota; Fungi; Ascomycota; Eurotiomycetes; Eurotiales; Aspergillaceae. Bases 1 to 1476 code for a protein of 491 amino acids. Gene Ontology annotation, biological process: GPI anchor biosynthetic process. The record is from RefSeq and is a predicted model, not a curated record. Gene Ontology annotation, cellular component: glycosylphosphatidylinositol-N-acetylglucosaminyltransferase (GPI-GnT) complex. Gene Ontology annotation, molecular function: phosphatidylinositol N-acetylglucosaminyltransferase activity. The transcript has 5 exons.
AUGCCUUACAACAUUGCCAUGGUCAGUGACUUUUUCUUCCCCCAGCCAGGGGGGGUUGAAAGUCACAUCUACCAAUUGUCAACCAAACUUAUCGACCGGGGGCAUAAAGUUAUCAUCAUAACCCAUGCUUAUAAGGGCCGCACGGGCGUCCGGUACCUAACAAAUGGCCUCAAAGUUUACCAUGUGCCGUUUUUGGUCAUCUAUCGCGAGACAACGAUGCCAACGGUCUUCUCUUUCUUCCCCAUCUUUCGAAAUAUCGUCAUUCGGGAACAAAUUCAAAUCGUUCACGGACAUCAGAGCUUGAGCAGCUUCUGCCAUGAGGCCAUUCUGCAUGCGCGGACAAUGGGUCUGCGCACUGCCUUUACUGAUCAUUCGUUGUUUGGGUUCGCGGAUGCCGGGUCAAUUCUGACCAACAAGCUAUUAAAGUUUACCCUCAGUGAUGUUGACCAUGUUAUUUGUGUCAGCCAUACCUGUAAAGAAAAUACUGUUCUGCGAGCCUCUUUGGACCCAUUGAUGGUUUCGGUUAUUCCCAAUGCUGUAGUAGCAGAAAACUUUCGACCAAUACAUGCCACUGCCCGUGCGAGUGAACGACUUAUCAGCGGGACACCACAAAUACAACCUCCACCGAGGCCAAUCGGCCCCGACGACAUCAUUACUAUUGUUGUGAUUUCGCGUCUAUUUUAUAACAAGGGCACAGAUCUUCUGAUCGCUGCAAUUCCCAGGAUUCUUGCUUCACAUCCGAACGUACGCUUUAUCAUCGCGGGCUCAGGGCCCAAGGCUAUCGACUUGGAGCAGAUGCUGGAACGGAAUGUUCUCCAAGAUAAAGUCGAAAUGAUCGGUGCUAUUCGACACGAAGAAGUUCGAGACGUUAUGGUUCGAGGCCACAUAUAUCUACAUCCAAGUUUAACGGAGGCAUUCGGAACGGUUAUUGUUGAAGCCGCCAGUUGCGGAUUAUAUGUGGUGUGCACUCGUGUUGGUGGCAUCCCCGAGGUAUUGCCUCAGCACAUGACGACGUUCGCAAAGCCAGAGGAGGACGACAUAGUACUGGCUACCAGCAAAGCCAUAAGCGCAUUGCGAUCCAACAAGGUUCGGACCGAACGGUUUCACGAUCAAGUGAAAGUGAUGUAUUCGUGGACGGAUGUGGCACGCCGAACAGAGCGUGUGUACAAGGGUAUCUCGGGGGAUAUUAGUCCCCAGGAAUUCUACGGAUACUACCCGGGAGAGAUUCAGGAAGCCGGCGAUAGGGUCCGCAACUUCAGUCUCAUUGACCGAUUGAAACGGUACUAUGGAUGCGGCGUCUGGGCCGGGAAACUGUUUUGCCUCUGCGUCGUGAUCGACUUCCUACUCUACACCUUUCUUGAAAUGUGGUUUCCCCGGGCGAACAUUGACAUCGCGCGAAGCUGGCCGAAAAAGCUACAUGAAGCAAACGGCAACAGCACCAAAGGCGAGAAAGAGCGCCUCGGUUUGACUUCCUAA